AUGUAUUACCCUGCUCGGGGUAAUGCAGUGACCAUUGCCCAGCCGGCACCCUCGUGGAGGUGUCUGCGACCACCAUCUCUGGCCGUAUUGGCGCUCCCCAACUCCAUCCUUUUUGACGAAAGCUGUCACACCGAUCGCCGCAUUUCUGUGAAUGAUUUUCUACAGCGACUACAUCGCACUUUCUAUAAAUCGGUGAUAUUUAACGACACGGAUGACUUUUUGCAGCACAUUGAAACCAAACUCCAAGGCGCCAACGAAUGCGUCAGCCUGAUUUUUGACGAGCCCAUGAAGCUGUUGGACCACCUCUACGAGCGACGUAUAGCCCACCGCCUCAGCUUGUUUAUCUUUUAUUGGGGAGCCCGCCGGCCACCCAGCUCCCGAAUCGUUAGUUUUAGGGAGCCCUUACGAGCGGUGGUGAUAACUCGUCCCCGCCAGGAAGCCUUCCGCAUCUACUACAACCAGGCCAGGCCCUGCAGCGACAGUCAGCUGCAGCUGGUAAACUGGUAUGACGGCGAUAACCUUGGCCUGCAACGGAUCCCCCUUCUCCCAACUGCAGCAUCCGUAUACGCCAACUUUGAGGGUCGUAUUUUCCGAAUACCAGUAUUUCAUUCUCCGCCGUGGUUUUGGGUCACCUAUAACAAUAAUAGUCACGAAGAGAACGAAUUCCAAGUAACGGGUGGUCGCGAUCACCGCCUACUUAAGCUACUAGCUAAGCAUAUGAACUUUCGGUUUAAGUACAUGGAAGCUCCCGGUCGAACCCAAGGAUCAAUAAGGUCCGACGAUGCUAGGGAGUCGAAUGACAGUUUUACCGGUGGCAUUGGAAUGUUGCAAAGUAGACAAGCAGACUUUUUCUUGGGUGACGUCGGCCUCAGCUGGGAGCGCCGAAAAGCCAUUGAGUUCUCGUUUUUCACCCUGGCCGACUCAGGAGCUUUCGCCACACAUGCCCCCAGACGCCUUAGCGAGGCGUUAGCAAUUAUGCGUCCUUUAAAGCCAGACAUUUGGCCAUAUUUGAUCCUUACGAUAGUCUUCUCUGGCCCAAUUUUCUACGGCAUUAUCGCUAUGCCUUAUAUCUGGCGUCGACGUUGGGACAACCCAGACGUGGAGCAUUUCACAAAAAAUCAUUUCUAUACUUCAUACAUAUUGGAAAUUACCCCGCGCGUAUUAAAGAAUAAGCCAAUGAGAAUCCCAUCUGCACAGCAGAUGCACAAGCAACUAUUUGAAAGGUGCAUCUGGUUCUCUUUACGCUUGUUCUUAAAACAAUCAUGCCAUGAACUGCAUAACGGCUACCGUGCAAAAUUUCUGACGAUUGUGUACUGGAUAGCAGCGACCUAUGUCUUGGCUGAUGUAUAUUCGGCUCAAUUGACCAGCCAGUUUGCUAGACCCGCCCGGGAGACACCUAUCAACACGCUUCAGCAACUGCAGCAAGCCAUGAUCCGCGACGGAUAUCGGCUUUAUGUCGAGAAGGAAAGCAACUCUUUGGAGAUGCUGGAGAAUGGGACUGAACUUUUUAGGCAGCUUUACGCCCUGAUGCGCCAGCAACAGUCCGAUGGCCAACAGAGAUUUUUUAUCGACUCGGUAGAAGCUGGCAUCCAGCUGAUCGCUAAGGGCAGCGAACACAAAGUAGUGCUUGGAGGUCGUGAAACUCUUUACUUUAACAUUCAGCAAUAUGGAGCACAUAACUUUCAGCUUAGUCAAAAACUCUACACUCGGUACUCGGCGGUUGCUGUACAAAACGGUUGUCCUUUCCUUGACAGCCUGAACAAUGUCCUGAUGCACUUGUUUGAAGGAGGUAUUCUGGAGAAGAUGACCACUGCCGAGUACGCGGAACAGUCCCGCAAGAUUUUCAGGAACGACGCCCAACAUUACAAGGACGUGGUGAUCACAAAAACGGACAAAAGCAGCGUCAAUAGAAAAAUCAGUGAAGUCCAAAGCCGGGCUCAAAGCCGCGACAGCGACUUUAUCAGUCCGCUUAACGUGCGUAUGCUACAAGGUGCUUUUAUCGCAUUAGGUGUAGGCACACUUACUGCAGGUGUAAUUCUGCUAUUAGAGAUUACUUUUUUUAAAACUUUCCCUUGA
This is a messenger RNA of Drosophila takahashii, 2076 nucleotides long. RefSeq names its product Ionotropic receptor 40a. Gene Ontology annotation, molecular function: ligand-gated monoatomic ion channel activity. Lineage: Eukaryota; Metazoa; Arthropoda; Insecta; Diptera; Drosophilidae. The record is from RefSeq and is a predicted model, not a curated record. Gene Ontology annotation, cellular component: membrane.